Messenger RNA from Sinocyclocheilus grahami, 2607 nucleotides. Its product is annotated as extracellular calcium-sensing receptor-like. Gene Ontology annotation, molecular function: G protein-coupled receptor activity. NCBI's taxonomy places the organism in Eukaryota, Metazoa, Chordata, Actinopteri, Cypriniformes, Cyprinidae. Gene Ontology annotation, cellular component: plasma membrane. The record is from RefSeq and is a predicted model, not a curated record. The coding region runs from base 1 to 2607 and encodes 868 amino acids. Gene Ontology annotation, biological process: G protein-coupled receptor signaling pathway. The transcript has 6 exons.
AUGUGGUUCAUUCUGUAUAUUUCUCUAUACUUGCUCACUGACUGUAUCUCUGCAGAUUCAGUCCUCAGAUCAGACACAUGUCAGCUCCAGAGACGCUUCAGGCUGAAUGGGGUGUAUCAGGAUGGAGAUGUUAUACUUGGAGGCCUGUUUGAAGUUCACUUUUUCACAGUAUUCCCAGAGCUGAGCUUCAGAACAGAACCAGAGGAACCAUAUUGUGAAAUAUUUAAUAUGGAAAGCUUCCAGCAUGCACAGACCAUGGCUUUUGCAAUAAAUGAGAUCAAUAAGAAUCCCAAUCUGCUGCCCAAUAUCACUCUUGGUUACCAUCUUUAUGACAACUGUGUGAUGCUAGGAAUGGCAUUCCGAGCUGCCAUAUCCCUAGUUAGUGGGACAGAAAAGUCAUCCUCUAACCUUAAUUGUACUGGCCCUCCUCCGGUGAUUGGGAUUGUGGGGGAUCCAAGUUCAACUCCAUCCAUUGCGAUUUCCAGUGUUCUGGGGCUGUUUCGAGUACCUAUAGUCAGUCACUACGCCACCUGCUCCUGUUUGAGUGACAGGAAAAAGUACCCCUCUUUCUUCAGAACAAUCCCUAGUGAUGCCUUCCAGGUGCAAGCCAUGAUUCAGAUCUUGAAGCAUUUUGGAUGGACAUGGGUUGGUCUCCUCUACAGUGAUGAUGACUAUGGUAUCUACGCUGCUCAGUCCUUCCAUCAGGAAAUGCAGCUAUCUGGACAUUGUGUUGCUUUUUCUGAAAUUCUGCCCUAUGAUAACAACCCGAGAUAUACUCAGCAUAUAACAGGAGUGAUUCAGGCCUCUACAGCUAGAGUGGUUGUUGUUUUUUCCCCUGCAUCCUUAGUAAUACCUUUGAUGGAAGGCGUGGUGUUGCUGAACAUAACAGGCAGACAAUGGAUUGCGAGUGAAUCUUGGGCUACUUCACUUGUGUUUCACACUCCACGUUUCCUGCCUUUCCUUGGGGGCACACUAGGCAUUGCUAUCAGACGUGGGGAGAUUGAGGGUCUUCAUGACUUUCUGUUACAGCUUCGGACCAACAGUGAUCCAAGAAAUAAUAUGUUGAGGAUCUUCUGGGAGAACAUGUUUGGGUGCAGUUUUGAAACUAGGGAUAAAGAGACUGAUGGAGAGCAAGUGAAAAAGGUGUGUACAGGAGAGGAGGAUCUGAGCACCACAAACACACCAUACACUGAUGUGUCAGAGUUGAGAGCAGCUUAUAAUGUCUAUAAGGCAGUUUAUGCUCUGGCACAUGCACUUCAUGACCUGAUGCAGUGUGAGGUGGGGAGAGGACCAUUCAGUGGGAACAAAUGUGCCGACAUUACCAAUCUAAAACCCUGGCAGCUGGUUCACUACCUACAGAAAGUGAACUUCACCACAGGCUUUGGGGAUCAUGUGUCAUUUGAUAAGAAUGGAGAUGCUCUGGCCAUCUAUGAUGUGCUGAACUGGCAGCCAAGCUCUGAUGGAGCAAUAAGGAUCUACACGGUCGGUGUAGUAAAUGAAGGGGUUGAAACAGGGAUGGUGCUGACACUGGAUGAAGAUGCAAUAUACUGGAACUUUGAAACAAAAAAACCUCCAUGUUCUGUGUGCAGUGAGAGCUGUCCCCCAGGAACCAGACGAGCCACAAGGAAGGGCCUUCCUGUCUGCUGUUUUGACUGCCUGCCAUGUGGAGAUGGAGAGAUUUCUAAUGCAACAGAUGCUAUUGAGUGCAUGGUGUGUCCAGAUGAGUUCUGGUCCAGUCCAAAUAAUGAUCAGUGUGUCCCUAAAGAAGUGGAGUUUCUAUCCUAUGAGGAACCUCUGGGAAUCUCUCUGACCACUGCUUCCCUGCUUGGCACCUGCUCCUGUGUUCUUGUGAUGGUCAUCUUCAUUCAUCACCAUAACACUCCCAUAGUACGUGCCAACAAUUCAGAGCUCAGCUUCCUGCUGCUUUUGUCACUCAAACUGUGUUUCCUGUGUGUGCUGCUGUUCAUUGGCCGGCCACAGUUAUGGACGUGUCAGUUAAGACAUGCAAUGUUUGGCAUUAGUUUUGUCCUGUGUAUCUCCAGCAUCCUGGUCAAGACUAUGGUGGUGAUAGCCGUGUUCAAGGCAUCUCGACCAGAGGGAAAAGGUGCAAUGAAAUGGUUUGGAGCAGCUCAACAAAGAUGCACUGUUCUGGUCCUAACAGCCCUCCAGGUUGUGAUAUGUGCAGUCUGGCUAUCAACUGCCUCUCCAGCACCCUAUAAAAAUAACCUGUAUAUUCGCUCUAUAAUUGUCUAUGAAUGUGCUAUUGGCUCAGCGGCUGUUUUUUCUAUGCUGCUCGGAUACAUUGGACUUUUGGCAGCAGUAAGCUUCCUGUUAGCCUUCCUGGCAAGAAAUCUUCCAGAUAAUUUUAAUGAAGCAAAAUUCAUCACUUUUAGCAUGCUGAUCUUCUGUGCUGUGUGGAUUGCAUUUGUUCCAGCUUAUGUAAGCUCACCAGGGAAAUAUGCAGUGGCUGUGGAGAUUUUUGCCAUUUUAGCUUCUAGUUUUGGAUUACUGGUGGCCAUAUUUGCCCCAAAGUGUUACAUCAUCCUUUUACAUCCAGAGAGAAACACUAAAAAAUACAUAAUGGGAAGACAAACACAAAAUAAAUAG